This is a messenger RNA of Acanthosepion pharaonis, 1563 nucleotides long. NCBI's taxonomy places the organism in Eukaryota, Metazoa, Mollusca, Cephalopoda, Sepiida, Sepiidae. The record is from the annotation of a GenBank genome assembly.
AUGUGGUUACAGAGGAACGUUAACCUCACUGAAGUUCUAUGUGGUCCCAGAGAACCAACCUACACGAAAGUCAAUGUGGUUACAGAGGAACUAACCUCACUGAAGUUCUAUGUGGUCCCAGAGGAACCAACCUACACGAAAGUCAAUGUGGUUACAGAGGAACCAACCUCACUGAAAUUCUUUGUGGUCCCAGAGGAACCAACCUACACGAAAGUCAAUGUGGUUACAGAGGAACUAACCCUCACUGAAAUUCUAUGUGGUCCCAGAGGAACCAACCUCACGGAAAUUCAAUGUGGUCCCCAGAGGAACCAACCACGAAUGUCAAUAGGAACCAACCACACGAAAGUCAAUGUGGUUACAGAGGAACUAACCUCACUGAAAUUCUAUGUGGUCCCAGAGGAACCAACCUACACGAAAGUCAAUGUGGUUUACAGAGGAACCUCCUCACUGAAAUUCUAUGUGGUCCCAGAGGAACCAACCUCCCAAUGUGGUUACAGAGGAACUAUCCUGAAAUUGGUGGUCCCAGAUGUCCCGAAUGUCUAUGUGGUUACAGAGGAACUAACCUCACUGAAGUUCUAUGGUCCCAGAGGAACCAACCUACACGAAAGUCAAUGUGGUUACAGAGGAACUAACCUCACUGAAGUUCUAUGUGGUCCCAGAGGAACCAACCUACACGAAAGUCAAUGUCAUACAGAGGAACCAACCUCACUGGUUGUGGUCCCAGAGGAACCAACCACACGAAAGUCACUGAGAGAAGAUCCAACCUCACUGAAAUUCUAUAGGAACCAACCACACGAAAGUCAAUGUGCUUACAGAGGAACUAACCUCACUGAAGUUCUAUGUGGUCCCAGAGGAACCAACCUACACGAAAGUCAAUGUGGUUACAGAGGAACUAACCUCACUGAAAUUCUAUGUGGUCCCAGAGGAACCAACCUCCCCGAAUGUCAAUGUGGUUACAGAGAACUAACCUCACUGAAAUUCUAUGUGGUCCCAGAGGAACCAACCUACACUGAAAGUCAAUGUGGUUACAGAGGAACCAACCUCACAAAAUUCUAUGUGGUCCCAGAGGAACCAACCUCCACGAAUGUCAAUGUGGUUUCAGAGGAACUAACCUCACUGAAUUUAUGUGGUUACAGAGGAACCAACCUGAAGGAACCAACCUACACGAAAGUCAAUGUGGUUACAGAGGAACUAACCUCACUGAAGUUCUAUGUGGUCCCAGAGGAACCAACCUCCACGAAAGUCAAUGUGGUUACAGAGGAACUAACCUCACUGAAAUUCUAUGUGGUCCCAGAGGAACCAACCUCCCCGAAUGUCAAUGUGCUUACAGAGGAACUAACCUCACUGAAGUUCUAUGUGGUCCCAGAGGAACCAACCUACACGAAAGUCAAUGUGGUUACAGAGGAACUAACCUCACUGAAGUUCUAUGUGGUCCCAGAGGAACCAACCUACACGAAAGUCAAUGUGGUUUACAGAGAACUAACCUCACUGAAAUUCUAUGUGGUCCCAGAGGAACCAACCUCCCGAAAGUCAAUGUGGUUACAGAGGAACCAACCUCACUGA